AUGCACGUCGCGUAUUUUCGGCUUCAAAACAACCCCUCUAAGCUAGAGAUAGCUGUAGCAUGGACAGUUCUGCUCAAAGACUAUGUCGGCUCGUCAAGUGUCUCAUUCCUUGCCACCGGCUACACAUCUCUGGACAAUCCGAAUUUCAUCAGUCUACACAUAGACGAGCAGGAAAGGAUUGACCAGCUGUCCAAAAGUCUACAGGCACAGCUUUCACAACCAUCUCUUUCUACAACAAUCGAUGAACUGCCAGCGUUUCAGACACAUUUACAUAUCGACAACAAACACUCCGAACAAACCAAAAGUCAUAGACACUUGAAAGAGACAGACCACUCAAAUGGCGAUAAUAUUACCCGACUGUCAAAUUCAAAAAUCGAUUUGACAGUAAAAUGUACAAUUCUAGACCAUGAACAAGAAGUCAAGGUCGUUGCAAUACCGCAUACCACCCUCAGCAGCAGCGCUCAGGCGCUACGUAUUCUACACCAAUUCGAGCACGUACUUCGUCAAGUCAAUAACUUAACCGAGCAAUCCGGACACCUGGUGUAUAAAAUAGAUACCGCAAGCGAAUGGGACAUCAAUAGUGUAUGGAAAUGGAACUCUACCGUCCCGACCCCAGAAUCAAGAACGGCGCUCGAUGUAUUUGCCGAACACGUUGCACACCGUCCGAAUUCCCUAGCAGUAAAUGCAUGGGAUGGCGAUUUCACGUAUGCAGAGCUAGAUAGCCUGUCCACUGAAUUCAGUUUGCGCCUGGCAAAUGAGGUUAGUUUAGGACCUGGCAACAUCGUACCAUUGUGCUUUGAAAAGUCCAAAUGGACACCAGUUGCAAUGUUAUCUGUGAUAAAAACCGGAGCGGCGUUCACCUUGAUUGAUGAAAAUCUUCCGAACGACAGAUUGCGCCAAAUUGCAAAGCUUGUUAAGCAAGAAACGAUAUUGGCACUUUCAUCAGGCUCGCAGAAACAUCGCGCGCAGCUCAUGGCAUCCCGGGUUAUUAUUGUAGAUUCUAACUUCCUGGAAACUACAUACCCGCCAUCGACAAAAACGCGAGCUCAAAUUCAUGUCACACCCGAUUCUCUGCUAUACAUUGUGUUCACUUCAGGGUCAACGGGGGUACCGAAGGCGAUCAUGCUAUCACACAACAACAUGUGCACGUUUGUGACAUUGAGCGGAGCCUUGAGCGACUUGACACCACGGUCAAGAAUUCUUGCACUCUCUUCAUACGCAUAUGAUGUGUCUCUGGGUGACGCAUUCAUCAGCCUACUGACCGGAGCUUGCUUAUGUAUUCCUUCAUCCUGGGAAUGUAAAAAUAAUGUCGACCAAGUGGUCGAAAACUACAAAGUGACGCGCCUAAUGACUACACCUUCCAUAUCUAAGACGCUUCGCCCAUCGGAUUCGCCGAGCUUAGAAGUUCUAGUACUGUGCGGCGAACCGUGCAGCGAGGAUGCACUCGCCAGGUGGCGGGGAUCUCACACGCGGAUCAUAAAUUCAUACGGCCCAGCCGAGUGUACUGUAGAGACGGUUGCAAAUUACAACGUCCUAAUGUCGAAGAAGCCCAAUGUGAUCGGAAAAGGACUAGGCGCCUGUUGGAUAGUCGAUCCGGUUGACCAUGGCCGGCUGGCACCGGUUGGGGGGGUAGGCGAACUCGUUUUGGAAGGACCCUUGGUCGGAUUAGGUUAUCUUCACGACGGAGAGACUACAAGGAAGAAAUUUCUUGAUCACGCACCGUGGCUGGAAAAUGGGCUUCCUGGGCUGGCGAACGAGCGUAAAGCGCGAUUGUACCGCUCCGGCGACCUUGUUCGAUACACAGAUGACGGAGAUAUUGAAUACAUUGGCCGUGGCGACCUGCAAGUUAAGAUCCGGGGCCAGAGAGUUGAGCUGGGAGAAGUUUCGGCGCAUCUACAAGAGUUCAUUCCGCCAUCUAUCCAGUGGUGUCCGGAGGUUGUGAAACUGGAGAGUGGAGCAGAGCUUCUCGUUGUAUUCCUUGUAGUCAAUACUACGGAUGAGCCAAAGGACCAAAUCUCGAAAAGACUGAGAACACUAGUUGAUCGCGUCAACACAGAACUACAAACAAGAUUACCUCCCUCCAUGGUGCCUAGUGCAUAUGCAGAAAUCGACUCUGUCCCACUCUCUCUGUCGGGCAAGGUUGAUCAUAGAAGACUCAAGCAGCUGGGACUAUCCUUGCCAACAAGUCAAUGGAUAGUAUGGCAAAACAAGCCGGUUGCUGAACCAAGUACCAAUGGAAGCUCCUAUUCCCCCAUCAACGAUAAAAAGCUCUCCAAUGAAAACGGUCCUGUCAAUGGAAGUACUCGGGGUUCUAGAGAAAUUACCAUUCCGCAAAAUGGAAAUGGAGUGAACAGCCAAGAGCAGCACAACAAGCUGGAGACGCUGAAGCGUGUCUGGAGCGAUAUCCUCCACGUCGACAUAAAGUCGAUCCAUGACUCAGAUACCUUCUUUUCUCACGGCGGUGAAUCUUUAACUGCUAUCAAAUUUGUCAGUGCUGCUUCUAAAGUUGGCAUUCAGCUUGAUGUCGCCACGAUAUUUGGGUAUCCACAGCUUUCUGCUCUAUCAAUCAAAGCAAAAUGGUCUUACGUAUCAUUUCUUGAACCGCUUGUAAGAUUCUCACUGUUGAAUUCAAAAGAUGGUCUCACAGAAAUAAGUUCUCUGUAUGGAAUUGAAAUCGAUGACAUAGAAGACGCCUAUCCGUGCACGCCACUACAAGAAGGUUUGAUAUCAGCGGAGAGCUUGAAUUCGACAAAUUAUGUCGGCCGCGGAACAUUUGCACUACCGAAGGACAUCGACAUUGAACGGUUUGCACAAGCGUGGCAGCGUGUAACAGCUGUUCAUUCUAUUUUAAGAACCAGAAUCGUUGAUACAGAAUCCAAUGGUCUGCUACAAGUGGUUUUGCGUGACGGACCUGUGUUUGGGGGCAUCCAAACACAACCGCUGGCGAGUUAUCUCAAAGAAGACAGUCAAAAUAAGUUGGGACUAGGCACGGAGCUCUGUCGCUGGGGUAUUGUGCGUCAUCUCGGCUUAAGCUACCUCGUCCUGACUAUGCAUCACGCAAUUUACGAUGGCUGGACUCUCCCACGGCUAGGUCAAGAAGUUUUCCGGGCAUAUAAUGGAGUCCGAAUUCAACCCAGCGUAGGAUUCAAUAUCUUUGUCAAACAUGUCAUGUCGAUUUCCUACAAACAAGCAGAAGAGUUCUGGACACGUCAACUAGCAGACCCAGAAAGGACAGCAGCAUUCCCACCACUACGGAAUGGAGUUCGCGAGCCUAGAGCUGACUCUGUGGUAUCAAAAAGCGUCCAUGUUCCCUCAAACGCGAAUCAAGACACAUCAAUACCUUCCUUACUCAGAGCUGCAUGGGCUUUGCUGGUAUCUAAAUUAUCCGGAAACGAUGAUGUUAUUUUUGGAGCAACAGUGUCUGGUCGCAACGUGGCGAUCCAUGGUAUUGAGGAUCUUCUUAGCCCUACCAUAUCGACAAUUCCGGUACGAGUGAGAAUUGACAGCAACGACAGCGUGAGUACUUUCGUUAGAGCUGUGCAGAACCAAGCAUUGGAAGCUAUGCCUUUCGAGAACCUGGGCCUGCACAACAUCAGAAGAUUCAACGCAACCACGCGGGACGGGAGCAAAUUCCAGACACUUUUUAUUGUUGACCCCCCGGGAGAAUGUAGUAUUGAUAUAUCAAAGUCAUUAAGUCCAUCAGAUCAGGAGCUAAAGGAAACGUUGGAACAACUGGAUGACACAUUAAGUGCUGCGCUGUCAAACUUCAACGAAUACAGUUUGAUGAUUAUCAUCAUGCAGAAAAAUGAACAACUCCAGAUCAAAGCCAGCUAUGACUCCCGAAUUUUGAACCACGCCGAUGCUAAUCUAUUGCUGGAUCAAUUUGUGAAUGUAGCAGAGCAACUUGGUUGCAGCAACAAUGUGAAGCGCAGCUUGAGAGAUUUAAAGUUAGCUGGCAUAAGCGACAUUGAAAAGAUCUGGCAGUGGAACGAGUAUAUUUCUCCUGGAGUAAAGGAGAGCGUACACCAUAUAAUAGGUCAAACUAUUAGCCUUCACCCAGAGGCGCAAGCCAUCGCAGCCUGGGACGGAAGUGCAAGUUUCAGUGAGCUGGAUAAGCUGUCCUCAAAUCUCUGCUAUUCCUUGCAGAGCAAAGGCAUUGGUCGUGGUAGCUUGGUUCCCAUUUGCAUGGAAAAGUCCAUGUGGGCAACAGUCGCAAUGCUCGCCAUCUUGAAAACAGGGGCCGGCUUUGUUGCAAUGGACAUUAUCAGCCAGCCCAAGAAGCGCCUCAAGAUUAUUGUUGACCAGAUAAACGCUACAUGCAUUGUAACCACCAGCCAGACCACAGACCUGGCACGGCAGCUGUGUGAAGAAGUCAUUGUUUGCGACCACAAGUCACAGUAUCUCACAAUUGGCACCAAUGAUACAUUCAAACAAGAUGCCCAAUCUCAACCCUCUGACACUGCGUUUGUUGUGUUCACCUCUGGAAGCACCGGCGUUCCCAAAGGUAUCAUUAUUACACACGAGAACUUUUCCACAACCAUUGCACAUCAUGCACGGGAAUUGAAGCUCACGAAGGAUUCGAGAAUAUUCGACUUUGCCUCUUACAGUUUUGAUAUUGCUGUCCACAAUGCACUGAUGGCCCUAAGUGUGGGAGGAUGCCUUUGUAUACCGAGUGAGGAAGAUCGAAAAAACGAUAUUGAAGGCUCGUUUAAGCGACUAAAAGCCAAUUGGGCCGAUAUCACCCCAUCUGUGGCACGUCUGAUUGAUCCGUCUGCUAUUCCUGGCCUGGAAACCCUUGUUCUAAGUGGGGAGGCGGUCAGCAAAGAUAUCGUACAAACAUGGGGCAAGAAAGUCCACCUAAUAAAUGCCUACGGUCCAGCUGAAUGUCAGAUUUGCACGGUCAAUGGAACUAUUGCUGGUGUCGAUAAUGCAGCAGACAUUGGCCUUGGGGUGGCCUGCGCAACCUGGAUCGUGGAUCUUGGAACUGACAAUUUGACACCUAUUGGCGCCAUAGGAGAACUCGUUAUUGAAGGUCCCAUUGUCAGCCCAGGAUACCUGAAUGACUCGAAUCAUAGUUUUAUUCGUGAUCCAUCGUGGUUGACCGAGGGCUCUACUUCAGUACCUGGUAGAAAGGGCCAUCUCUAUCGAACCGGAGAUUUGGCCCGCUAUCGACCUAAUGGGACGAUAGUGUACAUGGGCAGAGCUUCAACGCAAGCCAAGUUACAUGGUCAGCGCAUCGAACUGAGUGAGGUUGAGUUCUAUGUUAAAAAGGCGGACACUUCGCUAAAGGAAGUUAUCGCUGAUGUUGUCGACGUUGGCGGAACAAAUAUUCUGACUGCAUUCGUCGUUGCUUCAAACGAUGGUCAUGUAAUGUCUCUAGAAAAGGAUGUCACCUUGACAGUUGGGCCCAUUCCUCCUCCUCUAGGGCUGAAUCGAGCCCUGAAAAGUGACCUUCCUAGCUAUAUGAUCCCUGGGCUGUUUUUGCAAAUCUCCCAUAUUCCUCUAUCGACAACACGUAAGGUUGAUCGUAACCUUUUGAAAGAGCGUGCUUCUAGUAUCUCGUGGGAACAGAUUCGCGAACUCACACGACACGAAGCGGAUGCUGGAGAAACGACACUUACUCCGCGACAGCUGGAUCUAGCACAGAUUUGGUCAAGCGUACUAAAGACUGAUAUAGCCAAAAUCACAGCCCAUAGUGAUUUUUUCCAGCUUGGUGGCGAUUCUAUCUCCGCAAUGCGCCUGGUGAAGUACUCUCAAAAAAUGGGAUUGUCGUUCACCGUUGCAGACGUGUUCCGACACUCACAACUCCAAGAACUGACCAGCCUGGUCACAGAAGUUGUGGAAAAAGAGAGUAUUGCAAACAUAAUCCAGCCAUUCUCGCUCGUUUCAGGUAAAUCAGUAGAUUCCUUGGUUUCGACAGCAGCCACCGUCUGUAAUGUUUCUCGCGAUGCAAUCAUGGACGUGUAUCCCUGUACUGCUUUUCAGGAGGCAGUCUUUGCACUGACAGCAAGUAACUCGUCCGCCUACGUGCAGCAUACGCUGUUGAGAUUCGGUAAUGAUCUAAAUAUCGAGCGUGUGCUAGGAGCUUGGUAUGCUGUUAUUGGCGCAACUAGCAUCUUACGAACCAGACUUGUCCAGUCUGAGGAUGCACAGCUCUUCCAAGUUGUUGUUCGGCAAAAAGAUCAGCUAUGGAAUUGGUACAGUAGUACAGAGGAGUAUAUCCGUGAGACAGCAAAAGUUCCCAUGGAGCUAGGCAAUGAGCUCUCUCGCUUUGGAGUCGUUCGCGAUAAUUCAACAACGCCGCCUUCCUAUAUUCUCAUAUGGACAAUGCACCAUGCUGUUUACGAUGCCUGGACUAUGGACAUCAUCCUUCGCCAAGUUUCCGAAUAUUACCAGUCCCAAAGCCUCUACACAAUUACCCCGAGUUACAAUAUCUUUGUGGACUUUCUUCAGCGACAAGAGGGUACGAGUGCAAAGUGGUGGCGGAACUAUCUAUCUGGUGCCUCGAAUGCUUCGUUCUUCCCAAAAACACCUAUGUCCCUAGUCGGGAACUCAGUAAACAGCUUGACUCGCAAAGAAUUUGAUUUACCUCGGAUAAUACCUCCAGGGUAUUCACCAGCAGUCCUGCUGCGAGCUGCCUGGGCUAUCGUCAUGGCUCGACACACGAGCAGCGAGGCUGUCGUCUUUGGCGAAACACGUCUCGGUCGUAAUGUUCCUGUGAAGGAUAUGGAGAAAAUUCCUGGUCCGACUAUUGCAUCAGCUCCAAUCCUGCUUAAUGUGGACCGGGAGCAGGCCAUCAAAUCACUUUUGGACACAGUGCGAGAGGACGGCAUUCAAAUGCAAGAGUUUGAGCAUCUUGGUCUUCAAAAUAUAUCUCGUGUCAGUGACGAUGCUCGCGCGGCUUGUAAUUUCCAGACACUCCUCGUUUUCCUAGAAGCAGAGGACAGAGUUGACGGCGACUCGAUAUUCCGGGUAGACGACACGAUUGAUGAUAUUCGAAACUUCAACAAUAAUCAUCUUCUCAUAUACUUAAGUCUGACGAGGACAAGCCUGGUGACACAGGCUGUUUUCCGAGAACAUGCGGUUUCAAGAGGAUACGUAGAUUUGGUUCUCAACCAACUCCAUUCUACUUUCUCGGCUAUAUGUGACUUGCCGCUACACACACUGGUCAGAGAGCUUGAUGUGGCCAGUGAACAGGACUUGACGCAAAUCUGGGAAUGGAAUGCAACGCCGGCGCAAACUGUCGACGCAUUCAUCCAUGAACUGAUUGCCCAAAACGCACAAAAGCACCCAGACAAGCUAGCCGUAGUAGGUCAUGAUGGUCAAAUGACUUACAAAGAGCUCGACCAAUACUCGAACAACCUAGCUGCACAACUUAUUGCUAGGGGAGUUGGCAUAAAUACGUUUGUGCCGCUGUGUUUUGAAAAGUCUUUUCUCGUACCCGCUGCAAUACUAAAAUUAAUCACUGAGGCCUUGGGGGCGCAUUUGCUUCUUAGCAGCCCGUCACAGGUUGUUCUGGCGCAAAGACUGGGCAAAAAUGUUCUUGUUGUCAAUGAAAACACCUACCAAGACGACGGCGCACUCGAGACACAUCCUAUCAUCGAGGCCUCACCGCGGGAUACGGAUCGCUUAAUGUACGUUUGCUUCACUUCUGGAAGCACCGGCGUGCCCAAGGGAGUAAAGGUAACACAUAAAAACCUUGCCUCGGCCGCCGUGGCCCAGACCCGAGAACUUGACUUUGUUUGCGAGGACAGAGUUUAUGACUUCUCGUCUCACGCGUUCGACGCAAACAUAUGGCAUUUCUACCUUGGUUUAGUCGUGGGAGCCUGCGUAUGCAUUCCAUCCCUCGAAGAGCGCACUAGCAACCUGGCAGGCAGCAUCACAGCCUUCAAAAGCACCGCACUCUUUCUAACGCCCUCUGUGGCUCGUACGAUAGACCCAAAAGACGUCCCAACCGUCAAGAGAUUGUACUUGGGAGGAGAAGCAGUGACUCCUCUAGAUGUGUCCAUGUGGAAAGAUUCGCUGGAACUCUGGGGAGCUUACGGGCCCACAGAAACGACGCCAUUAUGCAUAUUCACCAGGCUCUUUGCUCCAGAAUCCGCAUCAAACAUUGGGAGAGGUAUCGGCGUGAGGUCAUGGGUUGUUAAUCCAAGCAACCACGACGAGUUGGUGGCCAUUGGAGCGGUUGGAGAGAUGGUGAAUGAAGGCCCUCUGGUCACAUCCGGUUAUCACAACCUACCCAAGAAGACUGCCCAGGUGUUUAUAGAAGAUCCAGAAUUCCUCCAACGUGGAUUCAAGAGGAGUAGGGGGCGCCGAGGCAGGCUCUACAAAACUGGAGAUCUAGUCAGGUACUGUUAUGAUGGCACAAUCCAGUACUUGGGACGGGCAGACACACAAGUGAAACUGAGGGGACAGCGAGUCGAGUUUGGUGAGAUAGAGUAUCAUCUCAAGCGAGCUUUACCACAUGUUUCAACUAUAUGCGAUGUUGUCGUUCACCCCUUUUCUGGUCGUCCUAUGCUCGUGGCGUUCUGUGCUUUGUCCGCAGCUGACUCCUUGGAUAAACACUCGACCAGAGUAUAUCUCAGCAAGCGGCUUCCACCGUAUAUGGUGCCCGAAUUCUUCUUUCGCAUUGAAGAUAUCCCCAGGAACAAGUCCGGCAAAGUUGAUCGUCUUAAUUUGAGAGAAUUAGGACCUAAGCUUCUGCUUGCAUCCACAGAGCAAGACAACGAGGGCGGCGUAGAGUAUUUGCACGGGCCUCUUACAGAAAACGAAACUAUACUGGGUGCAUUGUGGGCUACGUCUCUUGGCCAAAAAGAUAUCUUGCUUUCACCCGAUACUGAUUUCGUUGACGUGGGCGGCGACUCAAUCGCGGCAAUGAAACUGUCAAAUCUGUCGCGAAAACAGGACAUUGGCUUGACUAUUGCUGAUAUAAUAAAGCAUUCGAAACUAUCAGCGAUGGCACUCAGUAUUAGCUCUCUGCAAACGUCGUCGAAUUCACCAGCCCCGUUCUCCAUGAUUAAUUCAUCGAACCGCGAGAAAAUUUUGGCCAAUACCGCUGCAACCUGUGGCGUCUCCGUGGAGGACAUUGAAGAUAUUUACCCAUCGACACCAUUGCAAAUAGAACUUGUUGCCUUGACGCUGAAACAACCUCAGGCUUACAUGAAACGGUCUGUGUAUGAGGUCCCAGCAAAAGUCGACGUUGAAAAGCUCGUACAAGCGUGGGAGGUAGUCAUAAAAAUCAAUGCAAUUCUGCGCACGCGCUUUGUCGAGGUUGAAAAUAUUGGUCUAGUUCAAGUCGUCGUCAAGGGACAUACAUGGAACAAGCAUGACAGUUUACAGUCGUAUAUUGAUUCGUCCAUUGCCUCGAACAGAGACUUGGGAAGUCCGCUGUGUCAGCUAGCAAUCAUUCGUGAUACAGACUCUUCCAAAAUCGCGUGGACAAUACACCAUGCUCUUUACGACGAGUGGUCAACUUUGAUCAUCGAUGAACAGCUCCGUCGGGCGUAUCAGGAGCGCACAAUCCAGAGGCCUCCUAGUUUCAACGCAGUUGUUGCUUAUAUCACUUCACAGGAUCGCGGAAAAGGACAAGAAUUCUGGAAAACUCGUCUUUCUGGAUGCAGUUCUGUCAACGUCUACCCACAAUUGCCAUCAGCACAUUAUCAGGUGCAACCAUCACAGGUAUUCAAUUGCACAAUUCGUCCAGACAGUGGCUCUGUCAGGAACCUGCAGGCCAAAGUGCACGCUGCGUGGGCACUGGUUGUUUCCAAAAUUUCUGGGUCUAACGAUGUUGUUUUUGCUGCGACGCUUGCUGGACGCAAUAUUCCAGUUGAGGGAGUCGAACAAGUGGUUGGCCCAACAAUCACUCCAGUGCCAAUUCGGAUACAGCUGCAAAACGAGAACCAGAAAACUCUCGAGCUCUUAGAUGGGGUUGAAAAAGACACAGCGGAUAUGUCACCCUAUCAACAUAUGGGUAUCAAGAACAUCGAGCAAAUCAAUGAAGACACACGGGCUGCGUGUAAAGUCCAGACCCUCAUUGUCAUCACACCCAGCUCAAAAUCGAGCAGUGAAGAUGCCAAUGCAAUCAAAACCUCGACAUAUGACGUCGAAAGCAAAGAAGGGGGGGCCUUCCACACAUUCGCCUUGGUCUUAUUCGUGUACCCUUCGAAAACCCAUCUCGACUUGCAGGUUGUUUAUGACCCGGCCAUCUUCAACCGUCGAGAAAUCGAGCGUCUUACUGGCCGAUUGGAGAGUGUGAUUUACUCAUUUAAUAAGAACGUACUUGUUUCCGAAAUCGAUGGCCUAGGAAGGGAAGAUCUCGAGGAUAUAUUGAAAUGGAACUCCAAUGUUCCGCCAUCAAGUAGUCGGCUUCUCCAUGAAGUAAUUCUGGGAAGCGCAAUCGACAAUGCCAAGAAACUAGCUAUUGAUGCGUGGGACUCCAAAUUGUCAUACUCGCAACUGGGCAAAAUGUCAGGCGCUCUCUCAAUGCAUCUUCACAACCAUGGGGUAGGCCGAGGCUCGGUCAUUCCUAUUCUCUCGCCCAAAUCCGGCUAUGUUCCUGUAGCAGCGUUGGCUGUUCUAAAAACAGGCGCAGCGUUCUUGCCCCUGGAUUCAAAACAACCACUAAAUCGACUGGUUGCGGUCAUAGAUCAAGUCAAGCCAAAAGUCAUUCUUGCUGCUGGGUCGGUGCGAGAACUUGCUACCAGUCUUGCUGGGGACAUUGUUCUGAUUGAAGCAUGUCUCGAGCCUAUUUCUGGUAAAGCUGAGCAAUUCCGACACUCUGACAUAGCUAAUAUCGACGACAAUGCCUGUAUUCUCUUUACAUCUGGCACCACUGGAACGCCGAAGGGCGUCAUGCAAACACACCGAGCACUCUCAUCGGCCGUCCAAUACCAAACGGCAGAGUCUGGAUUCACCGAAAAGACAAGAGCAUUUGAGUUUGCUUCAUACAGCUUUGAUGUCAGCUGGAACAUGAUAUUCAAAGUCCUUACCGUCGGGGGUACGCUCGUCGUUCCAAGCGAGGAGGAACGACACAACGAUCUUUCCGGGGCAUUAAUCAGAUCCGCUGCUACUCUCACUGAACUCACAGCAUCGGUUGCUCGGUUGCUUGAUCCGGGCCAGCUUCCCGAUCUUGAAACACUCAUUCUGUCCGGUGAGCCGGUGGACUUGCGUGAGUUUGAGGAAUGGAAGCCUAGGGCACGUGUGGUUGUCUGCUAUGGGCCGUCAGAAUGUACGUCUGUUGCAACCAUGAACCCUGGUAUAGGCGCUAGCUCUGCCGAUGCUGGCAUUGGAAAGGGAGCUGCAUGUGUAGUGUGGAUCGUCGAUCCACAAAACUAUCGCCGACUGAUGCCAGUUGGAGCAGUGGGUGAGAUAUUGAUUGAAGGUCCGAUUGUGGGCAAGGGCUACUACGGUAAUGAAACUUUGACCAGCAGAUCAUAUCUGUCACUUGAGCUUCCAAAGCUUCAACCUGCAAGUGAGAAAAUACAGGUUAUAGGCCCCAGAAAAGGGUUUCUUUCUGGAGACCUGGCACGAUACGACGAAGAUGGAAAUAUUCAUUUCGUUUCUCGCAAGGAUCUCCAGGUCAAACUACACGGUCAGCGUAUCGAGCUUGAAGAAGUCCAGUAUCAUGUCAGCAAGCUUCUAGUAGGCCAUGUUGGACCAGUCGUUUGCUGUAUUCUGGGCCAGUCAGGCUCUGGCGAGGACCAACGACUGGCGGCAUUUCUCGUCAAUGACAAGAGAGACACAAAGGGCAUUUGUCAAUUUUUGAGCCCUAAACAAACAACCGUCAAUGCACUGGAAGGGCUGGACGAAAGAAUUGGAGCUGUUCUUCCCAAAUACAUGGUCCCCUCCGUAUACUAUUUCAUCACGACGCUUCCGCGCACGCACAACGGCAAAAUUGACAGGAAACGGCUCAUGGAACUAGCCGAUACAGCUGAAGCAGAGCAUGUAUAUAGAGGCCGUACAACCCGGAAAACUAUCCGUCGAAAUCCAUCUACUCCAAACGAAAAGGCUAUGCAAGAACUAUGGGCAGCAGUUUUGGGAACCUCGGCGGAACACAUUGGAGCAGAUGAUAGUUUCUUCGAUCUCAACGGUGACUCAAUCUCGGCCAUGAAGCUGGUCGCUAGUGCUCGAAAGCUGGGCUUCGAUCUGCGCGUGGCAGAUAUUUUUGCAACGCCUAAAUUGUCUGAUUUGGCUGUGAAUUUCGAAAAGAGAGACAAAAAGUGGACAUCUGGGUCGUUCAGCAUGCAGCCGUUCCAGCUGCUUGGGGGCUCACCAGAUAUUGAAUCCAUUCGCUCAGAGGUUGCUGUCAAGUGCGGUAUUGACGCUCAUGAGAAAAUUGAGGACGUAUACCCAUGCACGCCUCUACAGGAAAGUAUGCUGGCUGCUACUAUCAGAUAUCCAGGCUCUUUCACCAGUAUGAGGCUAUACCGAGUUCCUAAUAAUGUCGACGAAAGCAGACUCCGUGCUGCUUGGACAAGAGUGGCACACGUACACCGCAUUCUACGGACUCGACUAGUUGAUCUUCACAAUUACGGUGUCAGUCAGGUGAUCAUAAAUGAGGACUCCAUUGCGUGGGACUCAUACGACAGCAUGCAUGCAUUCCUCCAGCAAGCUGAUAAGAUUCACAUGGGCCCGGCAACAAGGCUUACUAGGUGGGCGUUUAUCUAUGGACCUGAUAAAGAACGUUAUCUCGUUUGGACCAUCCACCACGCUACCUACGAUGGCUGGACUCUUCAGCUUAUUGAAGAUGACGUCCGCAAGGCAUACUCUGGUCAACGAUUGGAUAUUGACCCUGUAGAUAUACGACCGUUGGUAAACUACAUCUUGACACAAAGAAAGGAGGACUCCAAAGCCUUUUGGGCUCGCCAACUUGCAGGCGCUGAAGACAGCGUCGUCUUCCCAUCCCUCCCAUCGCAUAACUACGACCCAAAACCGGCAACAUACCUAGAGAAAACAAUAGCUGCAGAUGUUAGCGCGACCUCCGGAAAUACUGGCCUGUCGGGAUUGCUUUACGGCAGCUGGGCUGCUAUAGUAUCCCAUAUUACCGGCAAUCAAACAGUAUCGUUGGGAACGAUCCUCACGGGUCGCAACGCUCCAAUUGACGGGAUAGACAAAGUUAUCGGACCAGCUGUGACUACCGUACCUAUUCUAAUCGAUGUAAACAUGAAGCUAAAGGUGCGUGAAUUUGUGGCAAGAAUUCAGGACAUGACAGCUUGCUGGAUUCCGCACGAACAUCUCGGCAUCCAGGCUAUACGGUCCAUUGAUGAGACAUGUCGGGCAGCCUGCAGUUUCCAGACUGUGCUGGUAAUUCAACCGCCUAGGAGAAGCCAGAACGUCGAGAAUGGUGGUAAGAGGGAUCAUAUAAUGGAGGACGUUGAUGAGACGGAAGUUGAAGGCUUUCCUAACCAGCACUCAGUAUUGAAUCAGUACGGCUUGAUGAUGGAGGUUGUGCCAAUUGACAACACUAUCACUGUUCGUGCCAGUUUUGAUUCCACGCUCAUUUCAAGCACCCAAGUGGAUCGUCUGAUCAAUCUAUGGGAGUACAUGAUACAACAGAUCUCUAGCAUUCUUCAAACCGGGCUCCUUGAUACUGUGGCCUCGUUGAACUACACUUCUGCGCAAGAUCUGAGUGAUAUUUGGGCAUGGAACAAGAACGCCCCUCAGCCCAUUGGGCCAGACCGCUUCGUUUGUCAAGCUAUACAAAGCAUUGCUCACCAACAACCAGACGCGCUAGCACUCGACGCAUGGGACGGUAGCAUGACAUACAAAAGAUUGGACGUAUUAUCAUCACGUCUUGCCCAUCGUCUAAUCUCGUCUGGAGUAAGUCGUGGCCACUUUGUGCCUUUGCUGUUCCGCAAAUCACUCUGGGCCAACGUGGCAAUGCUCGCUGUUCUCAAGGCAGGCGGUGCAUUCGUUCCACUUGACGCAGAUCAUCCCGAAGGCCAUCUGAGAGCAAUCAUGCAGCCUCUGAGCGCCAAUAUUAUUCUGUGUGCUGCAAAAACGAGAGAUCGCGCUGCACGACUGGCCCGCAAUGCUAUCAUCGUCGAUACGGCUCUGGAUGGCAGCCAAGAUGCAUCCAAGAACAUUGACCAGGCCCCAGAUAUCGCACCACCGACGGCACACGACAUAGCAUAUGCAGUCUUUACAUCUGGCAGCACUGGUGCCGCGAAAGGCGUACGGAUCAGCCACGAGAACCUGGCUACCGCUAUACACUACCAGGCUGGUGCUGAAGGAUAUCAGUUAAACAGGCAUACACGGUCACUCGAUAGUUCAUCAUACUCGUUUGAUGCCUGUGUCUGUAACUUCUUCUACACCGUAACCCAAGGCGGGUGUCUGUGUGUCCCCAGUGACGAGACUCUCAAGGGCGACAUUGGAUCCUUCAUCAACACUUCCCAUGUCAAUUGGGCGCAACUAGUGCCGUCUGUUGCGCGCACACUCGAUCCAGAGCAUUUACCAAACCUAAAGGCCCUCGUGCUAACCGGUGAAGCACUUGGAAAAUCCGACAUUGAAAUGUGGGCGCAUCGAGUCCGCCUCGUGAACGCCUACGGACCAACGGAAUGCACCAUUCUGUGCGCCAUCUCGUCGCAGAUAUCUGACCACUCACAGCUGGGCUCGAUAGGGGGUGGGCGCGGAGCCAAUCUGUGGUUAACAGAAAUCGGGAAUCCGAAUAAACUGGCAACUGUCGGUGCGGUAGGCGAGAUUCUCAUUGAAGGUCCCAUCGUUGGAGCAGGGUAUCUUGGGCCGUACCAAUAUCCUCUCGUAGAGAAUCCAUCUUGGCUGGUGUCUGGCAGAGGGAAUAUCCCUGGCAGACUAGGAACCCUCUUUCGCACAGGUGACCAAGCACGGUAUGCAGAGGACGGUUCGAUUGUAUUUAUCGGCCGUAUAGGGUCGGAGAUUAAGCUGCGCGGUCAGAGAGUGGACUUGGCUGCCAUUGAAUACGUCGUUUCUUCUCAUAUCCCGCGAGGGUUGGAGUUUGCGGCGGAGAUUGUCCAGGUCAACCUGGGUGCUACAAAGGGACAUGAGCGGCAGAUGUUGGUCGUCUUUGUUGGUGGAUCUGUUCCACUAGAGGGACAAGAAAAGACGCUUGACAAAAGCCUACAGAGACUGGUCCCGGAGCUUAAAUCUCGGCUUGAUGCUCAACUGCCUGUCUAUCUCCAGCCCGAAGCCUUCGUUGCUUUCCCAGAAAUACCAAAGACAAGCUCCGGUAAGACAGAUCGCCGUCGCCUGAAGGAAUUGGGGACACAAAUUCGACUAUCACAGUUGACAUGGAUUCGCGGUGACAUCGAAAAACCAAUACACACGCCUCCAUCGUCUACGAUAGAGUCUCUUCUUGCUACUCUUUGGGGCGAGGUUCUGGGGAUAGACUCAACGACUAUUUCCCGCGAAGACGAUUUCUUCCAGCUGGGCGGCGAUUCACUAGGUGUGAUGCGGUUGACAACGAAGGCUCAUGAACGUGGCUUGGGAUUGAAGACGAGCGAUGUGUUCACGAGUUCAAAACUUGCCCUGCUCGCUAAGAGGAUCAACCAACUAGAUGGAACUAACGUGGCAUACAAGCCGUACAGUCUUGCUAGAGAUAUACAAGACGUCCGUUCGUUCAUUCAAAAACACAUCGCGCCGGUAUUGAAGAUCGAUGCGAGCGAGGUUGAAGACAUUCUCCCCGCAAAUGGAUUCCAGGUCGAUUAUAUGCAUAGCCAAGAGGAGCCACUGGGUCUUCAGUACGCGUAUAUAGAUAUUGGGACGAAGACUUCAUGGACAAAGCUUAUCGCAGCAUGCAGAACUGUGGUGCAGACAUUCCAGAGUCUACGGGCUCGCUUCGUGAACCACCAAGGGAAGUACUAUCAAAUCAUCCUACGUGAUGCUCCUUUGGCUGUCGAGGAAGUCUCUACAACGGAGCAGAUAACGACCUUUUCCAAUCGUUUCUGUCCGGCAGAUGGCCAUCUGGCGCAUGUCAGUGAUAUCUUCACUAAAAUUACUCUUGUGCACACGGGCAGUGACCGACGACGUGUCAUUCUGCGGUUGUCACACAUGCAAAACGACGGCUGGUGUACGGUGCGUAUUUUACAAUCACUCGCCGCUGCAUUCAACGAUGGCAUCGUGGACGAGACACCGGACUGGACGAGUCUACUACAUUAUCGCGACCAGUCGGCACAAGCUUCCCAUCUUUACUGGCAGAGGAUCUUGAACAAAAGUUCAAACCUUACCUCUCCACUGGUAUACAAGCCAGGUGGUGAUCAAGUGCGCACUCUGCGCUCGUACGCUCUGCCAUAUUUCCAUGACGCAGAAGACAACAGACGCACGCGUCCCACUGUCGUGGUCAAUGUAGCAUGGGCACUGGUGUUGCAAAAGUUGGCCAAUGUGCAGGACGCGGUGUUUGGCAAUGUGACUACAGGUCGCAAUGGAUCGAUGCCGGGGCUUGAUUCGGUUGUUGGGCCAUGUGUAAACAUGCUACCCUUCAGGCUACAGCUCAAUACCGAUUCUCCAACUACAACCAGGCGGCAGCAGAUACUUGAUUUGGUCGAGGCAUCGGCGCAGCAGGUGGACGAACGCACAGCACACGAGGGGCUGGACUGGACAGACCUUGUGGACAAGUCUACAACAUGGUCGUCUGGCACUCGCUACACGUCAGCGGUGCACUUCCGCAACAUGGCAUUUGAGCCUGAGCUGCUUUUGGGGAAUGAAAAAGUGGUUGUUACAUGGUACGAGCUUGUUGCCAGGCCGCACUGGACCACGGUGCUGGUCUAUCCGGAAGAUAGUGUGCUACGUUUGUGGCUACUGGCUAAUCCGUCAGAGAUUGGUGAGGACGGGGCUGAUGAGAUUUUGCAAAUGCUUUCUACGUAUUGCGAGGAGAUUGUCAAGGAGCUUCGUAGUUGA
Messenger RNA from Talaromyces rugulosus, 16869 nucleotides. RefSeq lists its product as uncharacterized. Gene Ontology annotation, molecular function: catalytic activity; phosphopantetheine binding. Lineage: Eukaryota; Fungi; Ascomycota; Eurotiomycetes; Eurotiales; Trichocomaceae. The record is from RefSeq and is a predicted model, not a curated record. Bases 1 to 16869 code for a protein of 5622 amino acids. The transcript is spliced from 2 exons. Gene Ontology annotation, biological process: amino acid activation for nonribosomal peptide biosynthetic process; secondary metabolite biosynthetic process. Gene Ontology annotation, cellular component: cytoplasm.